Mycetomoellerius zeteki is the source of this 4511-nucleotide messenger RNA. It is a transcript of the gene Fas2, whose product is annotated as neural cell adhesion molecule fasciclin 2. Gene Ontology annotation, molecular function: protein binding. NCBI's taxonomy places the organism in Eukaryota, Metazoa, Arthropoda, Insecta, Hymenoptera, Formicidae. The transcript is spliced from 8 exons. Gene Ontology annotation, cellular component: membrane; neuron projection. The coding region runs from base 243 to 2552 and encodes 769 amino acids. The record is from RefSeq and is a predicted model, not a curated record. Gene Ontology annotation, biological process: cell adhesion.
CCAGCGCGACGUCGCGACGUUCUACCGUGGUCGGUCGAAGAAUCGUUCGAAUGCGUCGCGCCGCUUGAUCGCUCGAUCCCUGUCGAUCGUGAGUUCGAGAUACGCGGUCGCGUGUGGUGUCAGUGAACGAUAUAAAACGGCAGCGAGAGAAAUAAAGAGAAGCUUCCAGAACGGUGUUGGUGAGGAACGAGAGAACUUGUCUUCCCGUGUGAAGAGUGAAGAUAGGCAGCGAUCACGUCACGAUGGCAGCCUGUUGUGUGCGUCCCACCUGCGUGGCGAUCGCCGUUCUGCUGCUACAGCUAACAGCUUACGCGAACGCAGUUGAUCCGUACUUGGAAAUUUUACCAAACGGCGAGACGCAGACAAAGCCGAUCGGCUCCAGCAUCAUCCUCACGUGUAAACCGAAGGUAGACGAUCCGUCACUUAUUUCUCAGAUGCAAUGGAUCGAUCCGCAAGAUCGCGUGAUUGAGUCUCUCAAGUACGCCGUCGUACCGCUCGAAAGCCAAAAAGGGAAUACUAAUUCGAAGCCAGCCAGAUACACCGAAUUGCACCAAGAUGGUAGACUGUCCCUAUACUUUAAUUCCCUUCAGGAGGAACAGGCUGGGCCGUACAUAUGCAAAGGGACUUAUGCACGUAAUAUGCAGUUAAGCAAGUCUGUGACAAUCGGUACUAUUAUUGCGAUCACGUGGGAGAAUGCACCGCCAAAUCAGUAUCCCAUUCUUGGGGAAGACUUUGAUAUUCAUUGUCAAGUACGUGCUAGGCCAUCGCCUUCGGUCGAUUGGCUUUUCGACGGAGAACUCAUCAAAACGAAUGAUCACUAUAUCAUAAACACUUACUCCUUGAAGAUCAAGAAUGUUCAAGAGCAGGACGAUGGUGUAUAUACAUGUCGGGCAUCGGUACAGACCACAGGAGAAUUGCAAGAGCGACCUAUCCGCGUUGAGGUACACAUACGACCUGCGAUCACUGAGUUUCCGAAACCAAUAGACGUCAUCGAAGGCGAAAACGCAGACAUUAGGUGUAAUGGCACUGGCAAGCCACCACCAGUAAUCACUUGGGUUAAGUCUCUAACCCAACAGAAUCUGUCGAUUACCGAUCGCUUCGGUGUCGAUCCGGUCACGGGUAUACUCACCAUCACAAAUGUGAACCGCGAAGACUCGGGUGAGUAUCAAUGCAUGGCGACAAACGCCGCAGGUACCGCUACUGCCACCACCCAAAUAAAUGUGAUCAUCAAACCGAAAAUCAUGGAGUUCAUGAACAAGACCGUGGUGGAGGGCAAAAGUGUGGAAAUCCAAUGUAAGGCUUUCGGUCGACCAUCACCCAAGGUGAGCUUCAGGAAACUCACUCUCGACAAACCAUACGCGGAUGGCGCUCAGUCGGAAGAUGACCGGAUCAUCGUGAGAAACAAACCAGACGACAUGUCUAGCGACGUGACCGUUGGCAUCCUAUCAAUCACUGACGUUCUCACUGACAACGAUGGCCUGUACGAAUGUGUGGCGGAAAAUACCGGUGGCGUCGCCUACAAGAAUGGUCAUUUGACUGUGGAAUUUCCGCCCUCCUUCCGCAACAUGCCGAAUAUGACGUUCUGGUCCUGGGAAUCGCGACCAGUUAAUCUCACUUGUAUCGCCGAGAGCAUACCGAACGCGACAAUACGCUGGACCUUGCAUGAGCAGAAGAUCGACAACGACGCUUAUAUCGAGCAGAUUGGUAACGGGCCGGUUUCCACUCUCCAAAUAAGACCGAUCGACCGGAGAUAUUACACGCAUUAUAAAUGCAUCGCUAUGAAUCCUCACGGCACGCGGGAGCAUAUAAUCGAGCUGAGGGAAGCGGCGAAACCCAGCGAGCUCUUGAGCGUCAAGAUGGCUGAAAUUACCGCCACGACGAUAAGAUUCGAUCUGGUACCACCCGUACAUCCAGAUUUGCCUGUAACCACUAUCACCGUGCAGUACAAAGAAGAGUUGCAUACCUGGCAAAAUGCGAAGAACAAAACGUGGUCUAUCGGUUCUCUGUACGUCGUCGAGGGUUUGAAACCACAGACGCCCUACGACUUCCGAUUCGCCGGGAGAAAUGAGGUCGGUUUGGGUAACUUUGGUAACUUCCACCGAGAGAUCACACCCGGCAGAACGGUGCCGAAAGAUCCGAGAAUUCUGACCACGCCAGGCUCUAAAUACGAACAGUCUCCGUACAGUCAUCAAUAUGAGCUGAGCUGGGUGACGCCGCCCGACAAUGGCGAACCCAUAGACAAGUAUCUGAUCAAAUACUGCCAGAUAAACGAUGUCGUUGACGAGUGGGAAGUGUUGCAGGAAACCUGCCAAUCGAUAAAUGUCAAAUCUCAUGGCAGGACGAGGCAGUUCCUCAAGGACCUGAAAUACGAUACUUACUACAUAGUCGAGCUGCAGGCUCACAAUGUGAUGGGCUACGGCAAACCUGGAUACGUCAAGAUCAGGACGGCUAGAGAAUCUACGGGCACUAUGGACUACAUUAAUGCUGGUGAUACUUGCAAGACCGGCGUCGCCAUUACCGCAGCAGUAAUGCUCCUAUCUCUAGCCAUUUAGAGUCGCCGUCAGGGAUAUUUGCUCCUCGCGCUCUAAUCCUCCCUCCGUCGUGAACGCACGCGAUAGGAAGCGAGGCGAAUUCGCGAGGUCGACAGUACAAGCGAGACACCACGAUGGACGAAAGUGACACAUACGCUCCACUAAUAUAACACACCCUCUUUCGUGAUUUCCUGCGACUCUCGUGUUUCGUUCGAAUCUGAUCGAAUUACCUAGGCAUCUCGGAUACGAAAGCGUUUUCCGUUAAAAUGGUUUCGUGCGAGACACGACGGCGAAAGUUAAUCGCGGGACAAUUGUACACGAUAGUAUCUGUUCAUUUAUAUAUCCACUUAGCAGUAAACGAUCGACAACGAAGAAUAAAUUGAUACGUUCGCCGGUACAUUCCGAGAGUAAAGAUAUGGCGUUCAAGUGAGUUUCUUUAAGAAGAAACAACGUGAAAAGUCGUUAUGCGAAGUGUAUUUAUACGUAUUAUUUGUUGAAUGCUCACUGCGUGUUAGUAUAAACGUACUGGUACGUUUAUUUUCAUUUUUCUUUCUCAUAUAUAAGUUAAGGCUGUACUUUGGUAAUUUCUGUAAGAGACGGGUAUCGCAGUGCGCAACGAUAAUAUUCCCUCGCACCGCCUCGAGAACAAAGGCGUGCAAGAGAAUUGACGUAACCAAAACGAAUGUGCUGUAACAAUUAUUUCGCGUGUUAUAAUUUUCGUUUCUUAAUUAAAGUCAGGUCUGUGCACUUUUAAAAAGAUUAAGAUAAGUCACGACUACGCUUCGUCAACUUUUGCAGUUUACGAACUUUUGUAUGGUAUGUUAUAUCGAUAGAUAAAAGAAGAAUGUGCUUCCCUAUAUGUAGGUUGGUUCGAGAAUAAAUUAACGACUUAUAUCGGAUAGCUACGACUAUACACGAGUGUGAGACUAUAAGAUAGUAAGAGUACUACUGCCCUGAAUUGUCUACUAUUCACUCGCAAAGUUUACCGACCAAGAGGAAGGAUAUUAUAUAAUCGAUAUUAAGGGAACGAAUAGUCGCGAUUAGAAUCGCGACGACUCGUAAAUCACGCACGAAUACGAAUGUAAUAAUCGUGUCCCAUAGAAUACGUACAGUUUGGUGCAUCAGAGCUGUUUACUAAGUUUGCCGAUCAGUAUACGUCCAAAAUAUUUUUAGAUGGAACUUUUUUCACGAUCUUUUGCGAUCUGAUUUUUAUAAGAACUUAAUUACGAACAUUCUAAGAUUGAUUAACGAACAAAAGGGAGGGAGAAGAAUAAUAGAGCCAUUAAGCAAAUGCGGUCGAUGAAGUAUUCGGAUAUUCAUAGAUUCAUCAUAGUAAUCAGAAAAAAAAUUGAUAAAGUUAUAUAGCGUAAAAAACGACGAAAUUUGCCUUUACGAAAAAAAAAAAAUCCGUUUUUAUUGAGGCCUGAGAAGUGGGACAUUUUCCUCCUUCGUAAAAGUCGACACUUAUAUCCACGAUUCGCGUUCGUGCGAUGUUCUUUUACGAGGCAAAGAAUUUCACACGAGCGAGCAGAACUCCUCGCGAAGUCGCGUCACGCACACAAGAUCCAGGAACUUUAAUCCUAGAACCCGACUAUAUCCAAUGCAAACAUAGGUGACCAUGAGUAGAAAUGAAUGAAGAAAUCGUGACGCGGGUAAUGAAAUUGAUAUAUCUUGGAGACAAUUUUUUUCGCAUUUUUACACGGGAUAAUAGUAGUCAAUUGUUAUCCUCUAAAUUGCUGUUUUACAUGCAAUAUAUUCCUGUGUACUUUUAUGCAAUAAUAAGAUAAGAUAUAAAAUUGUUACAUAUUCUUCAUAAAGAAUUGUUUAUUUAGAGUGGAAAUCUCAUAAACAUUUAUUACGUAAUUCUACGGUCGGGUUCUACGACUAAUCGCGAAACAAAAUCCGAAAUACGAUGACUCUCACACGACUGCCAAUUAAUAUUUUAGUUGGAUUAAUUUUUGAAAAUUGCAUCUGAUUUUU